Molecule: messenger RNA, 942 nt
Organism: Alternaria hordeiaustralica
Lineage: Eukaryota; Fungi; Ascomycota; Dothideomycetes; Pleosporales; Pleosporaceae
Exons: 1
Coding region: 1-942 (313 amino acids)
Biological process (GO): regulation of DNA-templated transcription
Molecular function (GO): DNA-binding transcription factor activity, RNA polymerase II-specific; zinc ion binding
Source: RefSeq, a predicted model, not a curated record
AUGUCUGUUCCGUUGAAGAUGCUGGAGAAGGAGGUCGAACACCCUGAUCGCAUCGAGGGAUGGCUUGACAAAUUGCACAUCAAGGGCGCCGAGAUCGAUGGAAGCGAGUGCACCACCGAUACCGAUGGAGAGGCAGGUUAUGGACCAACUACACCACCUCGGCGAUCGGACUACCGCUCUGUACCGCAAGAUGAGAUAUCGCCAACCGACACGUCCUUCUCCGGGCAGAGCAUCUUCGACAAGCCACUCCGCAAGGAUCUGUUCGGCAGUCCAACCCCAUACUUGGAGAGACGAGACGAUGGUUCCGACACGACGAGUAUCGAUAGCCGUGACUGGGCGCCGACACAGGGCAAAGAGCGCACACUUGAACGACCUAUACCACCUACCUUUGCUCUUCGACCUAGCAAGCCAUCAGCCAGGUUAGAUCACCAGAAAGUAGCCUCACACAUGGAUACAGACGACCUCACAACUGUAUGGGAUCUCGACCCUCAACAAACUCUUCCUCCGAACGAGCCGCGACCAGUCUGGAUAACCUCCUGUCUCCAAUGCACACUCUCCGGCCUCCCCUGCUCAAGAACCUACCCCUCAUGCUCACGUUGUAAGCGACACAACCGUGCUGAAGAAUGUCUCCUCCAGCGUCGACGCUUCGCAUCCGAAGUUAUGGAUUCCUCGACGAUGGAGAGGAGCACAGCACCUGCUCUACUCAAAGUGAAAGGCGAAGAUGAAGGAGUUUGGGAACGCAAGGUCGAGCUGGCGGAGGCAUUGUGCGAGCAGUGGGUUGCUGAGCAGGACAAAAAGAAUUGGGUGUUGCCGGAUGUUGGUAGUGCGAGAGGUGGAUGGGGUAAACGCAAGGGUAGGGCUGGGAAGGAGAAGGUGGGACAUCCGGGAGAGGGGAUUGGACGGCUGGCUUUUCGGGAGUUGUUUGUUGAUGUGGAUACCUGA